AUGAAUACGACCCCCAGUCCGCCCCCUCUCCGGUCUCUGGCGCAAUACUCCCACACUGGUCAGGACUCAGCGUCCAGGCGAGCGAAGAUUGGUCAGCUUCUCCAACGUAUCAAGGGUGUGUGCAGCGCCUGGUCCCCGGAGACCUCUUGCACGUCCGAGACGAGGUUUACUAUAUGGCUUCCACCCCUGGAGAACGGGCCGGCCCACGGUGGGCGAGCUGCAGUCUCCCAGCAUCCUCAGCAAACGGCGCGGGCAGCGGUGAAGGAGAAGUCUCUGCGUGUUUCACGCAUCGGGACUGGGGGACAUGUGUACCGUAAGGCUUCUGGGACGUGGCGCGCUGGAAACUGUGGGGAUGAUGAGGACGAGUGUAACAAUGAGGGAUUCAUGAUGCCAGCAGCCAUCUCAGAGGAACAUGGUAACACAUAUUAUAACAUUGGAUGUUACUUCUAUUCCCUCUAUCACUCUUCCAUAUCUCUCUCUCUCCCUCCAUGUCCCURCCUCCCUCUCUCUUCCUCUAGGUUUUAUGAUGAGAUAGGCACUCCACUGCUCUCUGAUAUCAGGGUGAAUUACACAGAGGACUCGGUCCAGUACGUCACCCAGCACCUCUUCACCAACUAUUUCAACGGCUCAGAGAUCGUCAUCGCCGGCAAAUUGACCAAUCAAAGUGCAGACUCCCUGCACGUCCAGGUCACCGCCAGCAACAGCGACAAGAGCAUCGUCCUGGAGACAGACGUGGCGUUACGGCAAAGGGAGGUGGAGACGGAGAGGCACGUGAAGGAGGCGGCGGCCGGGGUMGGGUCAGGGGUUACAGGGGCGGGCACGACAGGGUCAGUGGCGGAUGAUUUCGUGGAGCGUGUAUGGGGUUUCCUGAGUGUGAAGGAGGGGCUGAGGUCCAGGCUGAAGAGCCAGACCAGCAGGGAGAGAGAGGGACAUACCCAGCAGGCGACUGACCUCUCCCUGACAUACCACUUCCUCACGCCCCUCACCUCCCUGGUGGUGGAAAAACCUCAGGUGCUGGCCGACGGAACCAUGGCCGAGGACACACCCACCCCCACCCCUGUAACCACAGAGACAAAUAAGAAGGCUGUUUCAGCCAAUGAGCUGUCGGAUGAGACAGAAGGGGAGGAAGACACAGCCCAGAGCCUGCACUUGAAGAAAGACCAGCCGGGUGGACAGAGUUCCACAGUUACCAAGACAACGGGUAAAGUUUUGAAGAGGCCAGCCCAAAAAUCUGUAACCAUCUCCAAAACAUCAGCGGACGGCGAUCCCCACUUUGUGGUUGAGUUCCCCCUCAGUAAACUGACUGUGUGUUUCAACAUCAACGGAGAGCCAGGACACAUUCUCAGAAUGGUAUCUGACCACAAGCACUCUGGUGUGACAGUAAACGGUAAGCUGAUAGGGGCCCCAGCGCCAGCGGGCAGCCACAAACAGCAGAGGACAUACUUCAGCACCCUUACCAUCGUGGUGAACCGACCCAAACGUUCCUACAUCGAGGUCACCCCCAAGAAGGUCAUUCUGGAUGGACGUGACCGCCUGGUCCUGCCCUGCGACACCACAGUCUCCGUGGAGAGUGGCGGGCUUGCGGUGACGAUAGUGGGAAAGUCCACCGUGACCGUAACCAUAGGAAGAACUAUUAGUUUCGUCAUACUGGUGCAUCAGUACAAGAACCCUGCUCCCUAUCAGAGAAACCACCUGGGAUUUUACAUCUCCAACAGCAAAGGGCUGUCACAUGACUGUCAUGGACUACUGGGUCAGUUCCUGUAUGAGGAAGUGGGACUCGCAGAGCUUCCUGGCAAUGCCACGGCAACAGGAGACAACAGCACGUUUGAACGGUCACACAUCCUGAYGGUCAAAGGGCGUUCAGUGCCGGUGGUCCAGAAGACCCGGCGUAUCUACAGCGGACGUCAGAGCGUGGACUGCUGGUUCGCCAGGAACAACGCAGCCAAGCUGAUCGACGGACAGUAUGAAGAUUAUGUGGUGUCACACCUAUUCGACACGGGCGAUUGGCCCCACGGAAGUAACGUAGCCUGAGACAGGAGCCAAUAAGGAGCCAGCAAUGAACUUGUCCCGCCCACACAUAAACUAUAACCCCAGGUACAGCUAUAGUAGCCAACAUGCUCUUUUCAUACCCUCUGACGCUAAACCUCUAAAUCAGCUUUCCUUUUGACCCACAUACUCACACUCCAAACUACUCAACUACCCAUAGAGUUAGAUAAAGGACUCAUCUUUCUAUCUGUGCCAUAUACAAUUGAAGUCGGAAGUUUACAUACACUUAUGUUGGAGUCAUUAAAACUCGUUUUUCAACCACUCCACAA
Molecule: messenger RNA, 2315 nt
Organism: Salvelinus sp. IW2-2015
Lineage: Eukaryota; Metazoa; Chordata; Actinopteri; Salmoniformes; Salmonidae
Source: RefSeq, a predicted model, not a curated record